CCAAUAUCACGAACGCCGCCUGUAACCUGACUUGGAGUGUGCUUAAAAGGAAACACAGAUAUAUUGCGUACAAAAAAUGCUAGAGUGGAUACAGCUGACCCUUACUAUUGGAAUGAUUGGGUUGUUUUUGUACAUUUGGCUAACAAAAAAGAACGAUGUUAACGAUGCGCCUAGGCCAGCUGUUAAAUCGUUUUUGUCUCAAGAUGUCCAGACGGACAACACAGGUAGAAAUCAAGCAGUCACUAAAGCCGUUCAGACUGACAACGAAGGUCGAAAUCAAGCAGUCACUAAAGCCGUUCAGACAGACAACGAAGGUCGAAAUCAAGCAAUCUGUAAAGCCAUUCAGACAGACAAUGAAGAGGUGUUGAUGGAUCCUGAACCCAGGGAAGUAGAGGCACAAAAUCCACCUGCGCCAACAUACGCACUAAUAGGAGGAGCAGGUGGAACUCGUGCCAUGCAACCUCGUUCAUUGGAAUCAGGGGUUGAGGAGGGUGAACCUAUGGACACUAGCCUGCCAAUUGCCGCUCAAAACCUGCCGGGACAGAAUGUGCCGGAUGCUCAAAUGGCUAAUGAUGGACAGUUUGGAGCGCAACCUCAAAAUGAGUCACGGUUUGGAGACACGCGAGCUAUACAACCGCAUAAUGAGGUACGUUUAGGGAUUACUACCGCUAAGAUGCCACCAAAUAAGCUUUCAUCUUUGGAAAGGCUUAACACAGAAAUAGUGAUACGGAUUAAACAAGAUUUGUUUGACGGACGUCUUAUCAGUCUCGACCAAUCUCAAAUAGAAGAUAUCAUAAAACUCGGUGAAGCAAAAGAAUUGGCAAAAACCAAAGGUGCCAGAGUAUUUGCAACGUCAAAAACGAUUUCAGGUUUCAACACUAAAGUGGUCAUUAAGGAAUUGCACAUAGAUAAAGAUGAUUUGGAUAGGAUGAGAUAUGUCACAAAUGAGAAGCUUGCAUCCAGAAUUCUUCAUUUUGGGAUAGUGCCAUUGCUUGCAUACCAUGAUGCGUUGCUGACGGAUCAGUCUGUGAGAUUUGGAUACUACUAUUUCGUGUCACCGUAUUUCGAGGGAGGAAGUCUCUUGAAGGCUCUUGAAGAAGACACAGAUUCAUUAUUCAGAAAUGAUACACACUCUAUUAGAAUGUCGCAAAAAACAAGAUUAAAGAUUAUCUACCAAGUGGCUUCUGCAAUUAGUUACUUGCACAAGCCUGUAAAGGACUUCAGGUAUGAUGUCGUGCAUAUGGAUAUAAAGUCCCUAAACAUUGUGCUGGAUUUGAAGUACAAUGCAAGGUUGAUUGAUUUUGGAUUAGCAAGAGAAAUGAAGGAGCCCAAUGCUAAACUCUUUAUGACUUCAUCCCAAGUUCCUGGGACUGUUGGCUACUUUCCAACAACAACAUUGCAGGGUUUGACCAAGUUUCAUGACUACCACAACUUUGGAGUUGUGAUAAGAGAACUCUUGACUGGAAUUCAUCCUGCUAAAAGGUUUCAGGCUUCUACCCUACGGACUAUGUCAUCAUUUCAGUUGAAGGAUAACAUUCAGAAAGUGAUCUGGAGAAAUGAGAAGGUUUGGGAGACCCUACUGGAUUUAGCCGAAAGAUGUGUGGGAAGCCUGGGACAGCAUACAUUAUUAAACACAUUCCAAAUUUCUGAUAUGCUUAUGGAGCUGGAGCCACUAAUGCGAGAAGUAGAUGCACAAAAGUGGAGCAGAAAUCCAGGGAAGGAAUGCGAAGUGUGUCUAGCAAAUCAAGCUGCUGAAGAAAGCGAGUAUCUGGAACAUGCCGUAUUAUGUUCGUCGCCUAUCAAGGUGUGCGCAUCUUGCAUAAGAAAUUCCUUCUUGAAUCCAAUCAUUUGUCACACUUGCGAAAUGGAGGUGCAGCCAUUCAUUGGGCAAAACUGGGGAGCCAUUUUGAUUGCAGGAAAUGACAAAGACAAAGUUGUAGCAGAUGCUUUCAAAAAUGAUGUACAUAGACUAAAAGAGGUUAUCACAAGUAGAAGUGUUCCUGUCAUGUGCAUCAGGGAGGAAAGCAUUGAAGUUGUUACUCCAGAUGAACCAGACAAGGAAGACAAUAAGAUGUGGGGCAAAGUUAAAGAUGCCAUUAAAAAACUGAAAGAGAAAAGCCUCAAAACUCUUCUAGUGGUGUACUCGGGGCACCAUGGUCUCCAGACAAAAGAAGAAAUUGCAAAGAACGAAAAGAAGUCAAUUGGUCCUCUUCAGAGUGUGACAGGAUCAACUAUUGAAGCCAAGGAAGGCUUUUUCAAACUGGGUGAAAAUGAAUUGAUGAAAGACGUUGAAUUGUGCAAUGAAAUACAGCAGCUAAAGUCAGUUGACAACAUUUUUAUUUUUGAAGAUUGUUGUCAUGGUGAUGCCGAAAUAAAAUCUGUAUUAACAGGUAAAACUGUCGUGACGUUCAACAGUAGUAAUACGACUACAACAUCUUCAGUGGACUUUAAAAAGAAAGAAAACAAGUAUAUUGCUACAUUGAUCAAAGCACUCACGGCAACCGAGGAGACCAGACAUGAAUUGUACCAACAUAAAGAUUGCAAGAGAUGUGAAGACAUCGCCAACAUAUUGUUCUAUGGAAACUUUCUGACAGUGAACACCUUGCAUACAUUCCUUUCAUAUUAUAUUGAACACUGUAAAAAUACAGAGAUGAAAAGCCAUGGCAGCCGUUUAUUUUCAGCUCAAAAUCUUUGGGGAAAAGAUAACAUAUUAGCCUAUAGAUACAGUUUCCAAGUGGCCUUUCAAUUCAAGAUAAAGAAACCAAAAGGCGGAGAAGUAAAGUCUGAAUCAAUUUGCCUGAAUAAAUUUGAUGAUUUGCAAAGGCUGAAGGAAAGCUUGUUUAGAAAAAUGCUAAGCUUUGAUGAAUCUACCAAAUACCUCGUUGAAAACGAGGAUCAAUUGAAGGUCUUUGCUGCUGCUGUUAGCAUACAAGUAGAACAUGGAUCCAGAGAAGUCCAUUUGAAGGAAAUUGAUUCUCUUGAACAGGCAUCUUCAGCUUGGAUAGCUCGAAGAGAACUGAUUGCACAAAUUCGAAGUGUUGAGAAAAUUGACUUUAAGAACUAUGAUGUGGCUGACAUCUUUGUUUCACCAACCGAUGUUGAAGACAUUUUCGAAGUAGUGAACUCGGUGCGACCGAAAGUUUGUCCGUCUGAUUCGGUAACGAUGUCAGAGAGGUUUGUUGUGGACAGAACUGACCUUCCACGUUGUGUAAAAGAACUUGAAAAACUCCGUAAAAAUGUUCCAGAACGCUUUAAACAUGUUUUCUUUGUCUUCAACCAUAGCCUGGAUCAUGUAGACACAGUACUUCGUAGCAAACAUGAGGAUGUUUCAAAUGUGAAAGUUCACAUAAUAUUUCCAAAGAACAAGAGCGUAGAUGUUUCAAAAUUUUGGCCAUUUAUUUUCUAUCGCAUUGAAGGAGCAAGUGCGCUGUCAUAAUACAGUGGCUUUGACGCCAGUGUACUUUGAUUACAAUGUUAAGGAUAAAAUCCUGAACUCAAGAUUGAGAGCUUUCAGAUUAAGAUAACCGUAUAGUUACCUGCUUGGGGCUUGAGACACUCGUACCCAUUUGGCUUGCACAAGGAGUUGGUGAUAUUUCAAAUUUUGUGUCAUUUUUAAAGCAAAGAAUACGAGACGUUUAUGUUCAAAAUUUGAACAGCAGAUUGUCAGGCUCCUCAAGAGCUUUAUUUUAUAGAAACAUUUCUGAUUUUGAACUAAAACCCUAUCUUAAGUGUGUUAAUGUACAGAAAUUCAGAAUUGCCUUAAGCCAAUUAAGAUUAUCGUCGCAUCGACUAAAUAUAGAAGUUGGUAGGUAGAAUAAUACAAUUUUGGAACUAAGACUUUGCCCACAUUGUAAUGUCUUAGAAGACGAAGUUCAUUUCUUGGUUGAAUGCAGCCUGUAUACAAAUAUUAGAUCUAAAUAUAUUCCUAGAUAUUAUCGUACUAAUCCAAAUAUCUUUAAAACAAUAGAAUUGCUGAAUACAGAUCAUACUGUUUUGUUAAAGAAUCUUUCUAUUUUCGUGUAUAAAGCAUUUGCUCAGAGAAAGAAUUUCAUUACUUUACAUGAUACAUGAUUAUUAUAUGUUUUAAUACCAGUCGUUAUAUAGUUGUAAUAAGGAUUAAUAAUUCUUCUUUUGAUUAACAUUUGCUACUAUUUUUAUUACUGUAAAAUAUCUCAACUAGUUAAAAAAACAUAUAAUCACCGCCAAGCAAGUGUUAAAUAAUGGAAAUGAUCAUGGACUAUCAUAGUCUACUUCAUUGAUGUAUAUAUGUGUGAUGUUAUGUGUGAAAAUAAACUUGUGUUCUGUUCAUAUUAAAGGUUGGAUAGUUGAUCAUUCACGAGUGUACAUAUAUGUACAUGAAUAGAGAUUGUGCCACAGUACAACUCUUAAUUUAUUUGUUAAGGAUAUGAACAUUACUAAACAUAUAGUCACUAAAGAAACAAACGAUACAAGGGAAUUUAUGUAAAAGUGUAUUGAUCUCAGUGGAGUUAAGUUUGUUCCUGGGUAGCACGGGCAUCACAGUGGUGUCUAAUUUACGUAUGACUAACGUAAGAUGCACGUUUGACUGAACAAACGCAAAUGUUUGAGGAAUAUUGUACCUGUUAUUGUUUGCAUGAUUUUUUUGUAAUAGGUGAUCAAUUAUUUCUGCGUUGCAACACAUAAAAAAAUCAAAUUGAGUUGUGUUGUCGUUAGGCAAUGAUCAGAGCGACACGUGUUUUACACAAAAUAUUCCCUUUAAAAUCAAAUCUGAGGUCAUUAAUACCCAUAUUUAACUGUUUUAAUUGACCAAAAAUGAUUCAUAUAUAUCGAAAUCAAUGGAUCUUAUUAAGGAUACUGUGUUUUAUUUGAAAGAAAGGUGCAGAAAACACAGUAUUUCUACCUUUUGAGACUAUAGUAGAUCACAGUUAAUCUUUUAGCAUUCACCAAUCAUUUAAUAUUUUUGCGUUUUCAGCUAUUAUAUACACGGUUAUAAAAUUGUUGUAAGUUAGUAAUAUGUUCCAUAAAUGCAUUAUUUAGUAAGAAGCUGAAGGUUUAUGACUCAAAAUGUAUGUUUGUUAUACUUGUGUAUGUAUUGAUUUUGAAUAAGAGUGUCACUUUAAUAAGAGAUUGAUAUUGUUUCUUGUUUUGGGUAUUUAACAUAGUGAUAUACCAGUACAUAUACAAUUUAGCGUUCAAUUUUAUUAUGCUCCUGGAAGUGAUGAGGAUAUAGUCGCCUCUUGGUCCUCUGUCGAUACUUCCGUAUGUCAUUCGAAACCCUGUCCUGCGAUAACUUUAAAAAUACUGAUGUAAUUGUAAUAAAUUGGUAAAGAUAGAUGGCAAUAAAAUAAAGUGCAGUACACAGGAA
Molecule: messenger RNA, 5344 nt
Organism: Mya arenaria
Lineage: Eukaryota; Metazoa; Mollusca; Bivalvia; Myida; Myidae
Exons: 21
Coding region: 77-3436 (1119 amino acids)
Biological process (GO): protein phosphorylation
Cellular component (GO): plasma membrane
Molecular function (GO): protein kinase activity; ATP binding
Source: RefSeq, a predicted model, not a curated record